Molecule: messenger RNA, 1330 nt
Organism: Chlorella variabilis
Lineage: Eukaryota; Viridiplantae; Chlorophyta; Trebouxiophyceae; Chlorellales; Chlorellaceae
Exons: 10
Coding region: 113-1330 (405 amino acids)
Biological process (GO): fatty acid metabolic process
Molecular function (GO): stearoyl-[ACP] desaturase activity
Source: RefSeq, a predicted model, not a curated record
GCCCCUGGAGAGCUCCCUGGAUAGCACGCUGCUGGCUCGGUGCGCUCGUGUGCAGCAGUCCCCUCCCCGAGCCCCGACACUUUCAGGAGCGUCAAGGCAAAGGCUUUGCAGCAUGGUGGCGCUGUCGGCCGGCGUGAACGUGGCGCCUAGCAGCCAGCACAUUGCAUCGUGCGGUGCGCUGCGGCAGAGCCGCUCCACCGCGGCUCCCCGCCGUGCCGCCGCCGUGGUGCGCCCCCGCGCGGUGGCCGCCCCCGAGGCCGCCGCGCGCCAGGGCCCCACCAUCGUGAACGGCCAGGUGCUGCACAGCGCCACCAAGGAGCAGCUGGAUGUGGUGGCCAGCAUGGACAAGUAUGCGGAGGAGCAUGUGCUGCCCAUCCUCAAGCCCGUGGAGAAGUGCUGGCAGGCCCAGGACUUCCUGCCCCACCCCGAGUCCCCAGACUUCCUCGACCACGUGCACCAGCUGCAGCAGCGCACCAAGGAGGUCCCAGACGACUACUUUGUGUGCCUGGUGGGCGACAUGAUCACGGAGGAGGCGCUGCCCACCUACAUGGCCAUGCUCAACACUCUGGACGGCGUGCGCGACGAGACGGGCGCCGCGCCCACGCCCUGGGGCCGCUGGACGCGGCAGUGGGUGGCGGAGGAGAACCGGCACGGCGACCUGAUGAACAAGUACUGCUGGCUCAGCGGGCGCGUGGACCUGCGCCAGGUGGAGGUGACCAUCCAGAACCUCAUCGGGUCUGGCAUGGACCCCAAGACCGAGAACAACCCCUACCUGGGCUUCAUCUACACAUCCUUCCAGGAGCGCGCCACCAAGGUGAGCCACGGCAACACGGCGCGCAUGGCGGCUGAGUACGGCGACGAGGUGCUGGGCAAGGUGUGCGGCGCCAUCGCCAGCGACGAGUCGCGCCACGAGAUUGCCUACACCCGCAUCGUGGACGAGUUCUUCAGGCAGGACCCCAACAACGCCAUGCUGUGCUUCGCCGACAUGAUGCGCAAGCAGAUUGUCAUGCCCGCGCACCUCAUGGACGACGGCAAGCACGGCAUCCUCAACGGCGGCCGCAACCUGUUCACCGACUUCUCCGAGGUGGCGGAGCGCCUCGGCGUCUACCAGGCCAGCGACUACUGCGACAUCAUGGAGCACCUGGUGGCGCGCUGGGACAUUGAGCACCGCGAGGGCCUGCGCGGGGAGGCGGCAGAGGCCCAGGAGUACCUGAUGAAGCUGCCCACCCGCUUCCGCAAGCUGAGUGAGCGGGCAGCGGCCCGCAAGUCCAAGGCGCAGCCCGCGCGCGUGCAGUUCAGCUGGAUCUUCAACCGCGAGGUGAAGGUGUGA